GUGACUUGACUGAUGCCAAAACAAAGGAUGGAUUUGGGUCUGAUCAGUUUGAGGUGGAGUGGCAAACUUACCAGACAAUCUUAAAAAGAUCUAAGAUCAUGGAAAAAACGAAAUGGAUAGAUAUAAAAGGAAAUCAUGAUACAUUCAACGUACCUAGCCUGGAGAGUGUUCGUAAUUACUACAGAAAAUAUUCUGCAUGGCAGAAAGAUGGCUCCUUCCAUUAUGUUCAUAAAACAUCUUUUGGAAAAUAUUCUUUUAUCUGUGUGGAUGCAAGUCUUAAUCCAGGUCCCAGGAGACCCUUCAAUUUCUUUGGGAUGUUAAAUGCGAAUAAAAUGGAGGAGUUGUCUGCAUUAAUCUCAGAAAGCCAUGAGAGUAACCACACAAUUUUGUUUGGUCAUUACCCUACUUCAUCAAUCAUCUCUGUAUCUCCAGGGGUACGAGAAGCCAUGCGUUUUGCCUUAGUUUAUUUGUGUGGGCAUUUCCAUACAUUGGGUGGCCUGAUGCCUGUCCUUCAUACUCGUCAUCCUGAUGGGACUUUAGAACUGGAGUUGGGAGACUGGAAGACUAGCAGGAAGUAUCGGAUUCUUGCUUUUGAUCACGAUCUCUUCAGUUUUGCUGACCUGAAAUUUGAAGAAUGGCCUGUAGUUCUUAUCACCAAUCCUAAAUCAUACCUUUAUAGUAGCUAUGCUCAUGAACCACUGCAGAGAAUUCUUCAUUCUACCCAUAUUAGAAUUUUGGCCUUCUCUCCUUCUCCUAUCAAAUUUGUCAAGAUCAUGAUUGAUGACAUUUAUCUUGGAGAUGCUAUUCAGGUGUCUGGACCACUCUAUGUCCUGAAAUGGUCCCCCCAAAAGUACAGUCACGGAUUUCAUCAGAUAGCUGUAACUGUUGCAGAUAUCAGUGGUAGAAGUGCCACUCAGUUUCAUACAUUUGCUAUGGAGGAAAACCUUUCUCUUAAAUUUGGUCUUUUGGCAUCUUGGCUGCUUCUUACUGACCACUAUAUAUGGGUACGAACACUCUUUGUAUUGACAAUUAUAUUUCAAGUUGCUUUGCUGAUUUUUUUCCGGUUUCGAGCAAAACCUAAAUUUAAAAAACCUCCGGGUGUGGCAGUACGAACCUCUUUUUCUCUUCAUGUCCUGAGCAAAAUAGAUUUAUUCUUCUACUCGUUUCUGGUGCUGAAUUUAUAUACUGUUCUAGGACCCUGGUUCAUUGGUGAGCUUAUAGAAGGUCAUGUGGGCAUCUGCUUUUCUUUUGGGUUAAUUGUUAAUGGCCAGUUCUUUGAAGGCAGCUCAACCUUCCUUGUUGGAAUUUUACAGGUGUUAUUUUUCAACCUACCACUGAUGGCGUACACAUGUUGGUGCCUGUUGCUGCGUUGCCAAGGCCAGUGUUUUCGUUCUCAUCUGUAUCUUAUCAAACCAUAUUGGACUGUGCCCAUCCAUUUAAUCAUGUUACUUCUAUUUUUCUGGCAAGUCUUUUCCUGUUACUUCUUACUGAAGACAUAUGGAAUUCUUUCUUUUUUUCUCUCUCCAAUGAGAACUUGGGUUGCUGCACUAACCCUCUUCCUGGUCUACAGAAUUUGGGCAAUGGAAUCUAUUUUGCUGAGAACCUUUACUGUAAAUAUGAAGAACUACCAAACUUCCUGAUGCUUCCUUUUUUCAGGAGCCUGAAGUAUACAUUCACUUAAACUGUUAAGUGAUAAAUCUGUGAACUACUUCUAGUUUGUAUGUCUUAUGUUCUGAUUGCAUAGGCAAUUGAUUAUGAAGGUCAGGAUUACCAUGAAACCCCUUCUGUGCUGCUCUGUAAUAAAACUUUUAGAAAAAAGUGACACUAUUUGCCUCAGGAAAUGCUUUAUUAUAUUUAUAUUAAUACUGUUUUUGACAUACUGUUUUAAUGCUAGACAAAAUAUAUGGACUAUUGUAAUGUUUUGUUAAUUGUUUCUACUUUUGUGUGUUUCUUUAUCAGAUGAUUUACCUAAAAAUGGGAUAUUUGCCCUUUGCUGAAUAGUAAUUGACUCAGCCCUAAUUAAAAGCCUGUUAAGUCAUGUCAAUCACCUUUGCCCACUUUCCUUUUCAAACCCAGUCCUUUCCCCAACUCCAGCCUCCAUUUUUCAAAAAUGUUUUUCAAACUAUCCUGGGUUUUAACAAAAGUUCUAUAGUCUUUAUGUAUAUUGUACUGUAACAGAUUUCAUGAGAAGAAAAAAUGAUAUAAUUUCUUUGGAUAUUAUUUAUAACAAUUUCUGAAUUGUUAAUAUGAUGCCCAAAUGAUUGCAAUAGACUCAUAAUCAGAGUUAAUGAAAGGCAUUGCCUUUGCUUCAGGAAGUACCUCACUACUUCCUAUCUCUCUUCAGAGUCAGAGUAUGCUGUGCAAACCUGGCCAUGUGGCUUAUAAACUGAAUUAAAAUCAAACUUUUAUUUUGAUUUAGCCUAUUGUGUGAACCUUAAUAAAUAGUGUUUUGUUUUUCAAAUAAUUAAUGUUUAAGCAAACGAUACAUGUAAAGGCCAUGGUUUAAUAUAUGAAUUCAGAUGAAAAUGUUUAUGCCUUCUGCAUGCUUGCAUAUGGACGAUAGCGUGGUUUCCUCUAGUAAUUUCAGGUAGGUAGGAUCCACUGAAAUGCACACAAUUUCUUUCAAAGCUUUCUGGAUUAUUGCCAAUAUUAAUGUUGCAUAUGUACAGUGGGGCAAAAAAGUAUUUAGUCAGCCAAGAGCCAAGGUGGCGCAGUGGUUAAA
Molecule: messenger RNA, 2722 nt
Organism: Thamnophis sirtalis
Lineage: Eukaryota; Metazoa; Chordata; Lepidosauria; Squamata; Natricidae
Source: RefSeq, a predicted model, not a curated record